AUGUCUUACUUUACAAUUGUGGCACUCAUGGUUUUUCUGGCUAUUGCUGUGGGUACCAGUCUGGGGGAUCCAGGAGUGCCUCCGCGAUGUCAGUGCAUCAAGAAGGAGAGCAGGCCCAUCGGACGUCAUAUAGAGAAGGUGGAGGUGAUCCCCGCCAGCUCUGACUGCUCAGAAACUGAGAUUAUUGCCACUCUUAAAAAAGAUGGGAGAAAGACCUGUCUGGACCCUGAAGCUCCGUGGGUCCAAAGAGUGCUCCAGAAAUUGUUUAAACGCACACGUUGAAGAAUAACGGACCGGGACACGUUUUUGUUUACAUUGAAGCUUAAAGUGGACACAUAAAGCACAAAGAGCUUGUUCUGUAUCGCAGGAAGGAUUCAUGUGGCAGCGGUUGUGCCUAUAAAUCUUCAAUACAACAACGAGUGCGGACACAAACAAGACUUUAUCUGAAGAGCGUUACACCU
Molecule: messenger RNA, 461 nt
Organism: Limanda limanda (common dab)
Lineage: Eukaryota; Metazoa; Chordata; Actinopteri; Pleuronectiformes; Pleuronectidae
Product: growth-regulated alpha protein-like
Exons: 4
Coding region: 1-282 (93 amino acids)
Biological process (GO): antimicrobial humoral immune response mediated by antimicrobial peptide; chemokine-mediated signaling pathway; inflammatory response
Cellular component (GO): extracellular region
Molecular function (GO): CXCR chemokine receptor binding; chemokine activity
Source: RefSeq, a predicted model, not a curated record